Molecule: messenger RNA, 1023 nt
Organism: Malaclemys terrapin pileata
Lineage: Eukaryota; Metazoa; Chordata; Testudines; Emydidae
Gene: ART4
Product: ADP-ribosyltransferase 4 (inactive) (Dombrock blood group)
Exons: 3
Coding region: 1-882 (293 amino acids)
Molecular function (GO): NAD+-protein-arginine ADP-ribosyltransferase activity; NAD+ poly-ADP-ribosyltransferase activity
Source: RefSeq, a predicted model, not a curated record
AUGACAGCUGAUCUACUGAGCAUCCUGCUGUUGCUGAUCCUCUCCCUGCUGAGGCUGAUGAGAGGUGACAAGGCCGUGUCCCACAUUCUCAUGGAUAUGGCACCAGAUUCCUUUGAUGACCAGUACCAGGGUUGCCGUGAGCAGGUAAUGGAAGAACUGGACCGAGGAGACUAUUUCCAAAAGGAAUUGGGUAAUAAUAAGAACUAUUCCAGCAUCUGGGAGAAAGCAAAGCUGGUCUGGUCAAAAAAGCCAGUGGCUCUGCUAAGGGAGAUGCAGGAGAAUCACGCUGUAGCCCUCCUGGCUUACACCAUGAACACCUCGCUGCACUCUGAUUUGAACUGGGCUGUGUCCAGAGCUGGGACAUCCCCAGAACACUACAGACACAGCUUCCCCUUCAAAUACCUCCACUUCUACCUGACUACAGCCAUUCAACUGGUGAGGAGAUGGAAGAGUGGCACCACAAGAAAAAAGUGCUACCAGGUGCACCGGGGGGUAAAAGGCCUAUAUUUUGAGGCUGAGUUGGGCACCAAAGUGCGGUUUGGCCGCUUCACCUCCACUUCACUCCUCCGGAAGGAAGCCCGGAGAUUUGGGAAUGAAACAAUAUUCACCCUGAAGACUUGCUUAGGGGCAGUUGUGCAACGCUUCUCCCACUACCUCUCCGAGAGGGAGGUCCUCAUCCCACCCUAUGAGAUAUUUCAGGUCAGAAACUUCAGCCGAACACCAAGUGGUAACUGGCUGUAUCUGCUCUCCGUGGGAAAUUACAGCCAAUACAACUGCCAGCUCCUGAAAGCUUCAAGCAGCAAGAACUGUAUCCACAGUCCUCAAGUCACUGCCUUUCUUUCUUGUGUGAUCAGUGCUUUCUUCUACUCCACCAGGCAAUGACUCUUUCCCUGAUCACAGAAGGAUUCAUGUGCUGCGUAAAAAGGAAUGAGUGAUGGGUGCGAGGGAUUUACAGCUAACCAGCCACAGAGGUGCUGAACACCUCCUGUGAUUUUACCUCUAACUCCCCCUGACUUCAAUGAG